This is a messenger RNA of Limulus polyphemus (Atlantic horseshoe crab), 329 nucleotides long. RefSeq names its product 40S ribosomal protein S3-like. The record is from RefSeq and is a predicted model, not a curated record. NCBI's taxonomy places the organism in Eukaryota, Metazoa, Arthropoda, Merostomata, Xiphosura, Limulidae. The annotation marks the transcript as partial. Gene Ontology annotation, molecular function: structural constituent of ribosome. Gene Ontology annotation, cellular component: nucleus; cytosolic small ribosomal subunit. Gene Ontology annotation, biological process: translation; positive regulation of apoptotic signaling pathway. The transcript has a single exon.
UAUGCUGAGAAAGUGGCUGCUCGAGGACUCUGUGCUAUUGCUCAGUGUGAAUCUUUGCGUUACAAACUAAUUGGUGGACUGGCUGUGAGAAGAGCCUGUUAUGGUGUACUCCGUUUCAUCAUGGAGAGUGAAGCAAGAGGAUGUGAGGUUGUAGUGUCUGGAAAACUUCGUGGUCAGCGAGCCAAGUCUAUGAAGUUUGUUGAUGGCCUCAUGAUUCAUAGUGGAGAACCAACCAAUGACUAUGUUGAAACAGCAGUUCGUCAUGUUUUACUAAGACAAGGUGUGGUUGUAUAAUCCCAGGAAAACCAAAGGGACGAUCCACUAUGUCA